AUGUCUCUGAAUGAGUGGUUUGUUAAUGAGUACAAAAGAUUUGGCUGUAAGCUUGAGUUUGUCACAAACAAAUCUCAAGAGGGGUUAAAUUUUUGUAGAGGCCUUGGUGGGAUUGGUGGAAUUCUUCGUUACCAGCUUCUUAUUCAUUCAUUUGAUGAGCUGUCUGAUGAUGGAGAAAAUAAUGACAUUGAAAAUUCUGAUGAUGGGGAAAGCAAUUUAAGUAUGAUGGCUGCUGAUGCUGAUGAAACUGAUAAGAACACAGGAACUGCUGAUUUCAACACUCAACUUAGUCAAUCUGAUAUGUUUGGACUUGAUGUCAAAAUCUUAAUUGUUGCUGAUGGAGGUGAAAUUAGUUUCAAGCAGCUCCCGGAUGAUGGGAAGAUAUAUGAUAGCGAAGAGCAAUCAACCACUUUUGAAGUCCCUUGCAUUAUUCCCUAG
Lactuca saligna is the source of this 438-nucleotide messenger RNA. The record is from the annotation of a GenBank genome assembly. NCBI's taxonomy places the organism in Eukaryota, Viridiplantae, Streptophyta, Magnoliopsida, Asterales, Asteraceae.